Molecule: messenger RNA, 2409 nt
Organism: Toxoplasma gondii ME49
Lineage: Eukaryota; Apicomplexa; Conoidasida; Eucoccidiorida; Sarcocystidae
Product: RWD domain-containing protein
Exons: 5
Coding region: 1067-1789 (240 amino acids)
Biological process (GO): cytoplasmic translation
Molecular function (GO): protein binding
Source: RefSeq, a predicted model, not a curated record
GGCGUCUCAACACAGCUUUGAGUCGCCAUUUUCCCCCUUCCAGGCCAUCCAAGAGAUGUGCACAAGCUUUGAAAAGUGAUGCGUGCCCGUAGUUUCCGUUUCUUGCUCCACCGGAGAGAAGCGAACUUGCCGUGCCGACGAAAACGCUGAAGUGUGACAUUAGUUUUGACCUCCUGUCUCACCGUCUGUUCGUCAAGUGGAUUUCCACUUUCCCAAUUUCAGAUUUUCAGAUGCAAAGGAAUCUGUGAAACGUAGCGACUAUCUCUGAAUGUUUACCUCGUGAAACGCGAACCCGAGGGCUGAUCGUUCGAGACAGCAUGCGCUGUGGCUAAAGUCUAGACACUUUGGUUGUGGAAAGCUCUCUUCUGUUCGGCUGGUGAGGCCAUUUUCACUUGAACGGGGAGCUUUCCUGUCGUGUCCCAAGGUCGAAUCAUUUGUUCUUUCACGAUGAGAAAUGGUUCUUAGUCCCCGCUUCAAUUCUUCACACUGGUGAACGCAGUUGAUCCCCUCAUUUUCUCAGGAGGAUGCUUCACUGGGCGUUAUUCCAUGACCUGCGAUUUCCAUUCUUCUUUUCUCCAUGGGCAUGCCUCUUUCUUGUACACGUUUCCUGAUUCAAACUUGGGGCAAAAAAAAUAUCAUGGGUGCCCCCGAGCAAGCAUGCGCCGUCAGUCCCUAAAAUUUUUCGACUCCGACAGGCCGGCCUGUGUGAAGUAACGUGACUCGUCUAAGCACGCGCAUUUGAGGUUGUGAGCGUGCAUUGGAUGUGCUUAUCGGCCACCUCGGAAGGCGCGUGGAACAAAAGUCAAGGCGGGAGACGCGAAUCAGACUUGCCACAAUUCGGCGUCUGGAUUGCCGUCCCCUGCCCUUUUCCUUGAUCCCUUCCUCUUGUUAUUCUUUGCCCUCGUUUCCUCCGCUCUUCUAGUCUGUAUCCUGUCUCGCAGUUUUCUUCCUCGUUUGCCUUCUCUCCCUCUCCCGCAUUUUCUGCUAAAUCGAAGUCGGUAACUCGCCACCGGCGUCACUGGAUGAUCUUUCUCUUCUCUCUCGGCUGUCUUUUUUUCGCGACACGAUGACAAAUCAUACGGAGGAGCAGGCACUUGAACUGGAGGCGCUGGAGGCGCUCUUCACUCGAGAGGAGGAAUUCGAAAAGCUCUCUCCCACUUCUUUCCGCCUCUCUCUCCUGCCUUGUCAAGAGGGCGAAGGCACUGACCAUGUUGCUGUUACGCUUCUUGUUGAAUACGUGCCAACGUACCCCGAUGAUCCUCCUCACUGGGAAAUCCAGUCAAGCAAAGGCUUAGACACGGAGGCCUUGGAAGAGCUGAAGAAGGAGGUCUCUGAAGCGAUGAAGAGAGAGGUUGGCGCGCCCAUGAUGUAUACGAUUGCCGAAUUUGUCCAAGAUUGGCUGCGAGAGCGAAACAAACCACAACAGUCUAUGUACGAUCAAAUGAUGAGUCGGGAGAAUGCGGCGGUAGUGGAAGAUGAAAGCGAUGAGGAGGAAGAAGAAGGCGACGGUGAUGAGCCGCAGUACACGGGUCUGGGAGACAAACAGCUCUGUGCAGCAACGACACAAGUUGCGCCGAAGCUGAAGCAGAGGCAGACGGUGUCGACGAGAACCAGAAAAACAGUCACGGCACAGGAGACACCGAGAAGAGAAUGUUUUGGAAGGAUGAGAGUCUCUUCGAAGGCGAAGACGACGAGGAACUUCUGUCCGAUUGAGGAUCACCUCUUACGCAAAGGUAAUUCCUCUUCUAUGCAUAUGCAUGUGCCACUGGGCGUGAACCUACAUGCGUAGCUGUGUACGUGUGUAUGUACGUCAACGGAUGGCCACGGAUCCAACCUGCUGAGCGUUUUAUCAUUCCUCAACACGGUUCUUCCAACUUCCUCCUUUUUUUGUUCCACAACCUUGUUUAAAUUUCCUCCGUUGUCUUGCACUCGUUGAUCUGGGGAAUGGGUUUCUAGAAGAAUUGACAUAUUGCCGACAGAAUUCGACAGAGGCUAUCUUCUUGCUGACUCUCUUUGCCUGGAAAACUGAGGAAGCAUUUGCGCGAAGGGCGAAGGCAACUUGUGGGUUGCGUCUUCGUGCCGGUGUUUCUGCUGGUUGUCAUACACCUUUCCUCGGUUCGCUAAUAUAACAAGAGGAAUACACGAUUUUUCGGCGCCACGUCACUUCACAGCUUAACAGAUUUCGCAAAGACUCUUGAGUGAGGCGUCUAGUGGUCGACUCCCUACGAAAAUAACGUGCACGUUGUAGUGCAUACAUUGUUUCUGGGUCCAAGAGCUGCAAACGAGAUGUCCUGUUUUAUCUUUACUACUCCGCCUAUUCAAAAUCCACCGCACUUGGUCAUCUGUUACCACAUCUGUUGGAGAAGUGGCUUUUUUCCUGUUUCUUCCACACACUGCAGAACUAUGACA